AGGUUGCUCUGGUAGAGGUGGGGGGGUGGAGGAGGAGGAGAGACAUUUUUUCCCCGGUGUCCUCAGUUCAUUGAGUAACAUCUUCUCAUCCUAGCAGCGCCGUACGGGGCUGCUGCUGCUGCUGUGAGGACUGAUACAGGAGCGCUGACUGAGGAGGGAGGCACGUUUCCGGACCCGGAUCAUCUUUGCAGACUGCUUGUACACAAACCAGGAAGUCAGCAUGAACACUCUGUCCACUGACAAGAAGCCUCUCGUGGAUUACGGCGUCCAAAUCCGCUUCAUCAAGGACCUCCACGACACGGGCGGAGGUUAUCCUGAUAAAUCCAGAGGGAGCAACAGUGCAGCAUCUCCUUCCAAUAAGUACGGGGUGGCAGUGCACGUUCAGGGAAUCUCUGGACAGCCGUAUGUGGUCCUGAAGGAUGGCGAUAAAGGGGACUCUUAUGGAGUUCAGCUGAACAGCCCCAGCCCCAGCUCAGGGCCCCCUUCACCUUACAACAGCCUCCCCAAAACAAGUAAAGGACCAGCAGAAGUAGCAAGCACCUUUAGCCCUGCUGUAAAUGCAGCAUGCUCCCCCGUGUCUUCAGCAGAGGAGGAGGUAGCAGAGAUUUUUGGGAGCCCUCAUAAAAGACCUCCAGGGGAUGGCCAAGCAGGAACCCAAGGGGAGGAAGAGGGUAGAGCUGGCAGAACAGUUGAACCCAGGCUGAAAGCAGCAGCCAAUGAAGCAGAGAGAAACAGAGACAGGACUAGUAACGAGGAGUAUAACGAAGCAGGCCUGAAACGUGUCAAAAUAAACGGCAUGGGACCCAGAGGGUUCAAGCAAACUGGCCCUGGUUACACCGGCUCUUUGGGGAGACACAGCGGGAAAAAAAUGAGCACAGAGUUGUUCCCAAAACCUCCACCAUCAACUAAUGUGGAGCCAAUCCCAGAAAUUGACACCGACUCCCUGGCUCCCAUCAACAAGCUCAUCAGUAAGUUCAACAGUGGGACUCCAGCUAGCGCCCCACAGACCAGAGGCCGCUCCGGAGCGAGGCAGAGGCUCAGUUUUGACGAGCACAGGCGGUCAAGAAGUCUCGAUGCGAGAAGAGAUGUCCAGCCUGAGAUUCCCUCUCCGAGCUCUCCGACUCCGAAUCCCUACGCUGUUCCUCUGUCUACAUCCUCCAAGUUGUUGGCUGCAUCUGUCCCAGCGAGCAGCAGCCUGGGAAGCAGCCCUGCAUCUGUUUCCAGGGUGACGACAAUCGAGGCCCCGAAACCGAGCUUCAAGUCACCGGGGAAGUUUGUUGCAAAGGACAACCAUCCAGCCGUAGCCAAAAAGCCUGAGAUCACUCCAAGGAACCAAAGCAAAGUCAAUGGGGAGGAGGCUCAAGUGAAGCAAGCUGUUAACAACACCCUUAAAAAUGGCCCCAGUGAGAGUGAGGUGUUCCUCAAGAGAAACGUCAACCUCUUCUCUGAGACAAACGGCAGUUUUAAGGGAGGAUCUGAUGGGAGCAUCCAAAAGGGAAAACUCCAGGAACUUGAGGAGCAACUCAAGCGCUGCAAGAAAGAACUGCAGCAAGUCCAGGAUGAACUGGCCGAGGAGCGAAUGGACCGAGAAGGGGCGGAGUCUCGUAUGCGCCUACAGGAAGAUCAGCUGGCUGAGCUUCAGGAGGAGCUGAGGACGGUUUCAGAAAACUCUCCUAACUCAGUGCAGACGGACCUGAUGAAUCUGCAGGCCGACCUGGCUGAGGCUGCCAUGUUGCGUCAGCGCCAGGAGGAGAUCCUACGCCAGAGAGAGCGGGAGCUGACGGCCCUGAAAGGGGCGUUGAAAGAGGAGGUGGAGUGCCAUGACAGGGAGAUGGAGGCCCUGAGGGAGCAGUACAGCCAGGACAUGGACAACCUGAGAGCAACCAUGGAGCAGUUCACACAGUCCCAGGAGCAGAUAGAAGAGGAGCGGGAGAGGGUGAACGCCUCCAUGUUGACCCUGCAGGAAGAACUGGAGGGCCACAGAGAUCAGGAAGAGCAGUGGAAGAUGCAGCUGGACGACACCGCGCAGGAGCUGCAAAAUACCAGAGAAGAGCUGCUGAAAUCUCGUUUGCAGAGGGAUGAAUUUGAGGGUGAGCUGAAAGAUCUUAAGGACUCACUGCUCAGCGCGAAGAAACAAACGCCUGCCGAUAACUUGUCUUUAGCAGAGGAGCUUCGGCGUUGCCAUGAUGAUCUGAAGCGGGCUGGCGCCGAUCUGGACAAACAAAAGGGCGAGUUAGACGAGAAGAGAGAGACACUUCGAGCCCUGAAGAAAGCAAGUGGAGAGAAAGAGGCUGAGCUUCUGUCUGAGAUCAGCAGGUUGAAGGAGGAGUCGCAGAAAGACAAGGCCGAGCUGGAAAAGGCGCAAAGGAGACAAACAAGGUCAUCAGCCGGGUCUUCAGAAAAGACUGUGAUGGACCACAGCGCCAACCUGGAGCUCCAGGAAGCAAACACUCGCCUCAGAGAGAGGCUGGCCCGCAUGACGAGGCUUCACUGCAGCGCGCCCCGGAGCCCGGAGGCUGAGGAGGCAGUGGAAGCUCUGGAGGAUGAGAACCGCUCCCUGAAGACUCAGCUGGAGGAGGCCAAGAGAGGAGCCACCCGCCUGAGCAAGGAGAAGGACGAGCUGACCCGGCGGCUGGAGGAGAGGGAUCUGGAGAGGGAGGCACUGAGGAGGGGCAAGAGUGACCUGGAGGAGCAGAAGAGGCUUCUCGACCGAGCCCUGGAGAAGAUUAACAAAGAGAUGGAGAUAAUGAUGGGAGAUUCCCGUCAGUCAGUGGCCGCCCUUCAGACGCAACUUGAAGACUACAGGGAGCGCUCGAGGAAGGACAUGCUGGAAGCCCAGCGCAACUGCAAAGACCGGCUGGUGGAGCUGCAGAGGGCUCAGAACAACCUGAAGGCCCAGCAGGAAGAGGUUUCCCGUCUGAAGAAGGAGCUGCUGGCGUGCAGCGAGGAGAGAGACAGCGCUCAGUUGGAGAGAGACCUCCUCAGCAACCGCCUCAAACACUUGGACAGCGAGUUGGAAUCAGAGAAGAGCACCCACACCGACCGCACCAGGGAGAUCAGGGGCCUGGAGGAUAAGAUUAAGACCAUGGAGAUUGAACUGGAUGAGGAGAGGAGUAGCGUAGAGCUCCUGAACGACCGCAUCACACGCAGCAGAGAUCAGGUGGACCAGCUUCGCUCAGAGCUGAUGCAAGAGCGUUCGGCGAGACACGACCUUGAAAUGGACAAGAGCGCGCUUGAGAGACAGAUGAAGGAGUUGAAGUCCCGUGUGGCGGACAUGGAGGGACAGAAUCGGCCCUCGCCUGCACUCAACCUGCUGGAAAACAAAAUUCAAGAGUUGGAGGAGAGGCUACGCAGUGAAGAAAGAGAGAAGGCCAGUAUCCAGGCCUCGCAGAGACGAAUGGAGAGGAAGCUGAAAGAGCUAAAUGCCAUGUUAGACCUGGAGAGAAGCCAGCAUGUUGAGCAGAGAGAUCAGCUGUCUCUGCGUGUGAAGGCCUUGAAGAGGAAGGUGGACGAGAGCGAGGGAGAGGUGGAGCGCUUGGAGGGAGUCCGCCGGAAGGUUCUCAGAGACUUGGAGGAGCAGCAGGAGCUCCAGGAGGCCAUGCACGCCAAAGUCACAGCCCUGGAGACUGAACUAAAGCGGAAGUCACAGCAAACCCAUCGUGCAGCUCUGGGCUCCUCCGCUCUGAGCUCCGAGGACGAGGAGGGGUUCUACGACUCCAACAUCGCCUCCAUCCUGAACGAGAGCCACCCACAGACCAGCAACUGCUAAAAGGAAAAUGAAGAAAAAAAGGUCUUUCAUGUCUCCAGUGCAAACACUUAUAAGAUUUUUAUCAGAGAGAAGCACUCAGGGCGUCAUGGACUCGCUUGCAUGGAGAAACUCGGUUGCCAUGUGCUACAAACUUGCCUUGCAGUUGUUCUUCGGUUUUAUUUUUAGUACAGCGGUCCAACAGAGACAGGUUGUCAGGGUAAUUAGAUUGCAUUUCUUUUUUUUGAGCCCUCAGCUGUGAUAAUGAUUGCUUCACUGCUGUCAUGUUUUAUCUGUCUGGAGAUAUUCUGUUUGUCUGUUAUGCUGAGAAGAAGAAUUACAGUAACACUUCAAAAUACAAGGAUUGAUUUCAUGUACUUCAACUUGAAUCUUUUCAAAAAGGCUCUUUUUUUGUCGUGUGUUCUUUGUAUGGACUUUAUUUACUGUGGUAGCACAUUACUGGUUUAUGUUCAGAGGUCAUACAGUAGACUCGCAGAUUCAAACCACUUUUAAACCAAAAAAUAUUUUGUUAUCUUAUUCAGUCUUUUAUGUGUUUGCUUGCGCAUGAUAAAUUACAUCUGUCAGUGUUUUUAGCAAUUAAAGUGUUCUUUGUGUAUUGAGAGUGAUAUAAUUCUUCUUCUUUUUUUUACCUUUGAAUGUGAUAAUUACAGGUCAUUUAAACUGAGCCUUUAUUUUUACACUGUAUUAGCUGUGCAUACCUGCUACUCAAGACAAUCAAAUACAUGUUCAGUAGCACUGUGCAUCCUCUCCCUGUACACUUUUCUACUAAAACACCUUUACCACCAGAUUAAGUGGUUUGAUAUAUUCGUAAACUCAAUUUAUUUGCAUGUUUUCACUCAGAUGCCUUAAAAAGUAACCUCUAAUCUUGAUUUUCACUUCAUGUUGUCUCUGCAUGUGUUAUGUUCAUAUGCUGCUGCUGUAAUGCUUUAAAUAGUAUUUUCUAUGCUCGCCUGUGUUUGUGUUCUCCCGUACAUUCCCGUUGAAAGAAUCAUUGGCUUAGUCUGCGAGGCGUUCCACAUUUCUCUUUGUCGCACCUGUUUUUGAAUGUUGAUUGAUAUCUCCUAAUGACAUUUUGUCAUGUUGAUGUGUUGUUACAUUUUUAACAUGCCACUUGUCAAUUUGCACAGGGGUAAUUAAAGGCAAGGAUGCUAUGAAAUGAAGAAUAUGAUCGUUAA
Molecule: messenger RNA, 4941 nt
Organism: Anoplopoma fimbria (sablefish)
Lineage: Eukaryota; Metazoa; Chordata; Actinopteri; Perciformes; Anoplopomatidae
Gene: cgnb
Product: cingulin b
Exons: 21
Coding region: 221-3769 (1182 amino acids)
Cellular component (GO): myosin complex
Source: RefSeq, a predicted model, not a curated record